Molecule: messenger RNA, 2066 nt
Organism: Oppia nitens
Lineage: Eukaryota; Metazoa; Arthropoda; Arachnida; Sarcoptiformes; Oppiidae
Product: U3 small nucleolar RNA-associated protein 6 homolog
Exons: 1
Coding region: 136-2043 (635 amino acids)
Biological process (GO): maturation of SSU-rRNA from tricistronic rRNA transcript (SSU-rRNA, 5.8S rRNA, LSU-rRNA)
Cellular component (GO): small-subunit processome; Pwp2p-containing subcomplex of 90S preribosome
Molecular function (GO): snoRNA binding; protein binding
Source: RefSeq, a predicted model, not a curated record
UGGUGUUUCAAUGUAUGGCAUAAAACAUGUGCUGAUGUUAUGGUGUGUUGUCUUAACAUUGAUUGAAAUUAUUUGUUGAUAAUAACCAGUCUUAACAAGUGAUCCAUUGGUGACGACAACUAGAUUUAUAAGAUAAUGGCUGAAGUGGUUGAGUAUAACAUUGAGAAGACAAUCAGUGAAUUGGAACAAUUGGAAAGAUAUGGACUUUUGACAGACAUUGAGAUCAAAGCCAUUAUCAAAAAGAGAAAGGCUUUUGAAUAUCGACUGCAGAGGAAUACGAAGAUUAAAGAGGAUUAUCUCAAAUAUAUUGCUUACGAGCAAUCGUUAAUGAAGUUAAUCCAUUUAAGAAGAGACAAGAGUGGCAUUAAAUACAAGACGGCACACAUUGAACACAUGAUAUCAUUACAUAUCAUGUCUUUGUAUCGCAAAGUAGUCUUCAGGAACCAGUUUGACGUUCAGAUGUGGCUCACAUUUAUUGAUUUUUGCCGAAACAACAAAUCAUUAGCUAAAGUGUCGUCUAUUUAUACGCGAAUGCUUUCCGUUCACUCCAACAAAGACUGGCUUUGGAUCAGAGCCGCAAAGUUUGAGUUUGAGGACAACAACUCUCCCGAAACGGCCAGAAAUCUACUUCAACGAGGAAUUAGAUUUAAUAGUGAUUCUCGUCUUCUUUGGCAUCAAUACUUCAAACUUGAGCUCAUGUUUUGCACAAAAAUCCGUAAACGACGUGAAGUUCUUGAACUAAACGUUCCCACUAUUAGUGAAAACAAUAGUAAAGAACAGAUCGAUAAUGAAGAACAAGUAGUUGACAAUAUGAAAGACGAGGUCUAUAACGGAGUCAUUGCUUGUAUUGUCUACAAGAAUGCUGUCCUCACUUUCGAUGACUUUGAGUUCGCCGCACACUUUCUUCCCAUUUGUUCACAGUUUGAUCACAGACUUACUGAACGACAUAAAGAUAUGAUAUAUGAAGACUUGAAAUUAAGAUUUGCUUCAUUAGAGAAAACAUGGGAUCUGAUGGCUAAACGUAUUAUAGAAGAUGGAAAUGCAAUGAUUCAAUUGGAUGACACUUUAACUGAAGCUGAAGAACAAUUAAAGAAAAAAGAGUUUGAAAGACAAGUAAUUGGUUUAUUUGAAACAAAGAUCAAUGAAUUUAAAAGUGAAAACAUUUGGACACAUUAUAUAGAAUAUAGAUUACAACAGUUGUCUAAAUGUAAAGAAGAGACCAAAAAAAGAGAGAUAUUAUUGAAAGGAUUGGAUGUGAUUGAGAGGGCGUGGAAUCAAAAUUGUUUGUCUACUCAGAUGUUUAAAGAGUGGAUCAAACUUUACUUUUCUACUGAAGACAAAUAUGAUAAUUGUAUGAAAAUUAGUCAAAUUAUAGUUAAAGGUUGUGAGCGAUGGUCCGAUAAUAUGGAUAUUUGGCAUUUCUGUAUACCCUAUGUCAUGAAAAUUGAUUCCAAGAGUGAAAUUAAGUGCUUCUUUGAAAAGAUUUUACAUAAAUUUGGUUAUAAGGAGAUCAGUGACGAGUCUAUUACAAUAGUUUUUGAUAUUUGGGAACAAUAUAUCAAAUGGUCGACUGUGUAUUUAAAACCAAUUGAAGUGAUGAAUAUAACGAAAAAGUUAUCUAAAUUAAGUUCAGGAAAAACUUCAAAACAAAUCAAUGAAUAUAUGAAACCCAAAAUAUUGGACGCACUUAACUCUGUCUAUGGUCUUGAAAAGACUCGACAUUAUUAUCAUUCAUACAAAAAAUUUCCCCCAAAUUUGUUAUCAUUUCAUAGAAAAAUGUUGGAAAUUGAAAAACAAAACGCAAAUCCAAAUUAUCAUUUAAUUCAUGGCAUACAUGAAGAAAUUGUCAAUAAUUUUGGCUCAAAUGAUGCCACACUUUGGAUCGAUUAUGUGAUGUUUGAGAUGAAAUACAACGCCAACAAAGUGGCAGAUAUUUACUACAAAGCGGUUAAACAGUUGACACCCGAAGAGUCGGAUAAAUUCAUACAAAACUAUUCUAUUCUUAAAUCAAAUAAUUUUCAUUUAGACUUAAAUAUUGAAUAAAUAUUUAUUAAAUUAAAUUAUUA